Aricia agestis (brown argus) is the source of this 429-nucleotide messenger RNA. RefSeq lists its product as uncharacterized. NCBI's taxonomy places the organism in Eukaryota, Metazoa, Arthropoda, Insecta, Lepidoptera, Lycaenidae. The record is from RefSeq and is a predicted model, not a curated record. The transcript has 4 exons. Bases 1 to 414 code for a protein of 137 amino acids.
AUGUCCUUCUACGGCAAAAAGUAUCGACGCGUUGGCCACGACAACGUGCAGGAACUGCUGGCAGCCGCUAAGGACAAUGAGCAGCUCGCGGCCAUCAUCCGCAGCAAGCCGCCGACGAUAUGCUUCACCAAGCUGGACGCCCACCGCAUACAUGUCCACCUGGCGACAGACUGUCAGACGAACGAGUAUGACUUCGUGCUGGGACAGCAGAAGGAGAUAAAGAAAAAUGAUGGGAGCAUUAUAAAAGUUAUAUUUACAGAGUAUUCUGAGAACAUACUGGACCAAUAUAUUUUGAUGCCGAAUGGCAGAAGCGCCUUCUUCAGACGAGUGUUCGGGGAGAGAGACUGUAAGCUUAUAAUAUCCAUGCCUGAGACGAGUAUAACAGCGACGAUAUAUUUUGAAGUUAUUGAGUAAAUCUUUUUAACAGUU